Phragmites australis (common reed) is the source of this 724-nucleotide messenger RNA. Its product is annotated as protein PELPK1-like. Bases 13 to 414 code for a protein of 133 amino acids. The record is from RefSeq and is a predicted model, not a curated record. NCBI's taxonomy places the organism in Eukaryota, Viridiplantae, Streptophyta, Magnoliopsida, Poales, Poaceae. The transcript has a single exon.
UUCGCCUCUUCCAUGCCCCGUUCUCUCAUACAAAGCAAGCUCAAACUCGCGAAUCGUACGAGCGGAUCCAGCAUGGCCUCGAGAACCGCCGUGCCCUCCCUCGUGCUCCUCGCGCUGCUGUUCUCGUGCAUCGUCAUGAGCAGCGCGGCGAGGAGGCUGGAGGAAGCGUCGCCCAAGGAGGAGGAGGAGUUCCCGCCGCACCUGACCGUGCCGGAGCUGCCAGUGCCAGAGCACGAGCUGCCCCCGCUGCCCAAGGUCGAGCUGCCUCCGCUCCCGGAAGCGCACCUGCCGCCAUUCCCGGAGGUCGACCUGCCGCCGAAGCCCGAGCUGCCAAAGGUGGAGCUGCCGCCGAAGCCCGAGAUCCCCGCCAUUCCAGAGUUCCACUUCCCGGAGCCAGAGGCGGCUAAGCCAUGAUGCACGAUCAGGCCUGCGUCCUAUAUGCCGUGCUAGCUACUCCGUUGGUCGUGUAUACGUAUCUGUCUGUGUUGUUGUCGUGUGUCCGGCUGUCCGUCCGGUCGUAGCGUUGCUCGUGCUCUUUCCUUUUGUUUUUCAGCGAUUGUGCCAAGUAUGUACGUAUGCACGAGGCUGUCCUGUUCUGUGACUCGUGAGCGAUGGCCUGAUGAUGCUAGCCACCUGCCCGCACGGAUCGACGCUUUUGUAUAAGGGUCCUUGUAUCGUGGAGGUUUAUCAAUAAAGGAUUGAUCUCACAGUUAGCAGAAAAGGU